Molecule: messenger RNA, 333 nt
Organism: Adineta ricciae
Lineage: Eukaryota; Metazoa; Rotifera; Eurotatoria; Adinetida; Adinetidae
Source: the annotation of a GenBank genome assembly
AUGAUUAUCAUACAAUCAACAGAAGAAAAUAUGCGAUCAAUGAAAAUGUUUGUUAGCAUGAAUUCUAAAUUUCAAUGUGCUAAUACAACAUGUUUACCGUUCAUUAUUAUUAUUCCACCAAAUGUUCUUGGUUGUCAAGUAGCAUGUUUAAUGCGAAGUCAAUGCAAAGCAGCAACUUUUUAUCGGUCAAUUAUGAUUUAUACAGAUGCUACUAGUAUGAGUGUUAUAAGUGGAACACGAUUUCCAUCCGCUUCAACGCAAGCGUAUUAUGGCCGGCUUUACAAUUACUUAAAUGCCCGACGCGAUGUAACCUACGCACAAAUUAUUCAAUAA